This is a messenger RNA of Toxotes jaculatrix (banded archerfish), 5354 nucleotides long. RefSeq names its product tectonin beta-propeller repeat containing 2 (gene tecpr2). The record is from RefSeq and is a predicted model, not a curated record. NCBI's taxonomy places the organism in Eukaryota, Metazoa, Chordata, Actinopteri, Toxotidae. Gene Ontology annotation, molecular function: protein binding. Bases 168 to 4346 code for a protein of 1392 amino acids. The transcript has 26 exons.
CGACAGGCGGCGCAGUUUGUUGACGGCAGCUCAGCACCAAUGUGAAACCUGUCAGGACGAUGGCACCUGCCGAGCUCUCCAGCUGUAAUAAAUUAAUCUGUGAUAACAUCUGAGCGGGAUCCUGCACUGUUCAUCUCAGACCAGUUUGAGUCCACUUCAGCAGAAACAUGGCAACCCAGCCAACCCUGCCAUCCACCUUGAGAGAGUUCUGCCCACUCUACUACCUGCUGAAUGCCAUUCCAGCCAAGGUCCAGCGUGGGUUCAGGUCUGUCCUGGUCUACCUGACAGCUCUGGACAGCAGCAGUGACUUCGUGGCGGUGGGCAGCAGUAUCGGCAUGCUCUACCUGUACUGUCGCCGCCUCGCACACAUGAACAAGUACAGUCUGGAGGGAAAGUGCGAUGCGAUCACGGCCGUGAAGCUGCUCAGCUGUUUUGAUGAUCUGGUUGCCGUAGGAACAGCUUCAGGUCGGGUUGCCGUCUUCCAGCUGGUGUCUCCGCUUCCUGGUCGCAACAAACAGUUGAGGCGUUUCGACGUGGUCGGGCUUCAUAAAGGUUCGGUGACGUCUCUGGCCUGGAGCACCAACGGGAUGAAACUUUUUUCUGGAGACGAUAAAGGACGAGUCGUCUUCUCUGCUCUGGACCUGGACCAGGGGGUGUGUAAACCUGUGCUGCUCCUGGAGGAGUCCUCAGGUGUGGUUCAGAUGGAGUACAGUCACCAGGUGCUGCUGGUGUCAACGCAGCAGAGAUCUCUGCUUUACUGCACACAAACCCAGGAAGUCCAGCAGGUGGGCACCAAGCCCCGCAAGAGCAGUGGCAGGUUCGGAGCCUGCUUCCUGCCGGCUCUCUGCAAACAGAGCGAUCUUCAGGUGUUUGCUGCUCGACCUGGACUCAGACUGUGGAGGUCUGACAUCAGUGGACAGGUGGAGGACACCCGACUGCUCAAACCAGUCUUCAACACACAGAUUCCUCAGUUUGAGUUGUUUCCUCGUCCUGGCCCGGUCGGCGCAUAUCGUCCAGCAGACAGACAGCUGGGUCUGCUCAGCUGUUUCCUCAGAGAGGGCUGGAUCCUCAGCUGGAACGAGUACAGCAUCUAUGUCAUUGACUGUCUCAGUGAGGUGAUAAUCGGAGCAUUGGACAGCUGUGGAGACAUAGUGUCAGUGUCGUGUUGUGACAACGAGAUCUUCAUCCUGAAAGGAGACAGAGAUAUCAUCCGCCUGUCCAACAGCCCAGAGGGACUAGCCUCCAACUUGUCGGAGCUCUCCAUCCGUUUGUCCUCACCUUUGACCACGCCUACCAUCCUCCCACCAACUGGAUCAGUGGAAACCGCUCAGCCAAUCAGAACCAUGGCCAUCAUCAUAGAGGGUGGGGGGAUGGAGGAGGGAGGAGGAGGAGCAGGGAAGACACUCGGCGAGGAGGGAGCGAAAGAGGAAGACGAGGAGGCGGAGGAAGCGGAGGAACAGGAGGAGCAGCUGGAGCAGCUGGAGCAGCUGGAGGUGAUGGAGCAGCUCUGCCAGCGGUCCAGUUUGCUCACCAGCAGCUCCCGUAGUCGCAGCAGUUCGGUCACUUCCUGGGACAGUCUCCAGGGAAGUGGCCCAGUGGCCACAUCCUGUGAGCUCAGUUCCAGGCGCUAUAGUGCCCCCUUGGGUCAGGAGGAGAUGCAACAGGAGCUGGUGGUGAAAGCCAUCAGAGUGAAGAAGAAGAAGAGGAGACGGCAAGACAGCAGCAGUGGGAACCGUCUCUCUGAGAGCUGCUGCUCAGACUCCAUGUUUGUAGUCCAGGAUGGCAGCUGCAGCGAUGGAGGAAGUGGAACUCCUCUGAGCGACCGAACCUCCCUCGUGGAUCUUCAGAACCAGGACUCCCCAGAACAGAACCUGGACCAGGACUCACAGGAAGAGGGUGGGGGAGGUUCAGACAGAGGCAUGAAGGAUGGAGAGUGGAUGGAGUCUGGCUCCCUCCUCCCACCAGGAUCCUUGCUCCUCAAGGAUCUGCAGAACCAGCUGGUCCCAGGAAAGGCCUCUGAUCUUGGCACAGAAGCCGAGGUCAUCCCUCCGACCCCAGAUGUGGAUCUGCUGCUGGAGUGCUCCUUCUCAUACAUGCACAACACUGAGGAAGAGGAUGGACAGGAGCAGCUGCCAAUGGAGGAGCAAGAGGAUGAGUUUCUGAGUCCCCUGAUUGGACCAGAGGAGGAGGAGGAGGAGGAGGAUGACCUGGUGCCCCCUGCUGGUGUGGCAGAACAGAUGUUUUACUCCACUGUAUCCACUCUGGACAGAGAGCCGAGUAUGUCCAGCGAUGAAGAUGGAGACAUCUACUGUCACACUCUGCCUGCUGCUGGCAGUGGAGGAGACAUCCACACCUGUCCGUCCAGUCAGACAGAGAAGUCAACAGACAGACAGACGGACCAGGAUGCUCUGGACAGAGACAGGAACAAACCUGACCAGUUGGCAGAAAGCUGGAUGGGAUACUCAGGACCAGGAUGUGGAAUACUGAGCCUCCAGGUGACUGACAGGUAUGUGUGGUGUCUGGACUUUAAAGGAGGAUUGUUCUGCAGUGCUCUGCCUGAAACUGGACUCAGCUGGCAGCGCUUUGAAGACAGUGUCCACCAGGUGGCGUUAUCACCCUCAGGUAAUCUGCUGUGGAAGGUGGAGCAGAGGAGCAUGACAGCAUUUGCCUGUGCUAAAGUGUCCGUUAAAGGAAAACGUCACUGGUACAAAGCUGUGGAGCAAACGGCCUUCGUCGCCCUGAGUGACGACUCUGCCUGGAUCAUCAAGACCAACGGUGACCUCUACCUGCAGACAGGUCUGAGUGUGGAGCGUCCCUGUGCUCGCUCAGUGAAGGUGGACUCCCCCUGUGUGUUCAGCCAGGUGUGUGUGAGAGGAGGCGUGGUCUGGGCUCUCAGUGAGCACAAGGCUUUAUUCUACAGAGAAGGACUGAACAGCUACUGCAGCGAAGGGGAGGGCUGGAAGUACGACACCGUCAGCGAGGCUCAGGGUCUGGAGUUGAUGUGUGUUGCUCUGGGAGACGGAGGGACGGCCUGGGCGCUGGAUGCCAGCGGCAGCCUGUGGUUUAGGACCGGGAUCUGUCCGUCCAGACCGCAGGGAGAGGACGACCACUGGUGGCAGAUCAAUAUUUCGGACUACGUGGUCUUUGAUCAGGGCAGUCUGUUCCAGACGCUGCUUCAGGCCACGCAUAGCGUUGCCACGGUAACCAGAGCACCAGUGGAGCGAGUGGUGGCCUUCCUGUCCCAGUACUCCCAGUGCCAGCCGAGUCUCGUCAGCGCUAACGCCAACGGGGUCUGGGUCGCGUCCGGACGGAACCAGCUGCACUUGGCCCGAGGCAGCCUCGUGGGAACUUUCUGGCAGAACGUCGUUCCAAGAGGAACCGUCUCAGCCACCAGGUGGACCUUCAUCACAUCCUCAGCUGUGCCUCACAGAGAAGGUACAUUCCUGUGGUUGGCUCAGAGCAGGAAGGAUCUGUUCUGUGUUUGGGAUCAGGAUGGAGAGCUCCGCCCCUCCUCUGUCCCUUUACCACCUGAGGUGGAGCUGACUCACCUGUCUGCCUGUCGUGAUGCUCUGUGGGGUUUGGACACUCAUGGCCGAGUCAGUAUUCGUACGCUGUCUCCGUCCUGUCCGACCGGACUGCACUGGACCGCCCUGGACCUCAGCCAGCUCGGAAGUGUUCGUCUGGUCAGUGUGAGCUGCGGCAGUCAGAACGUUUGGGCCGUCGACAGUCGAGGAGUCGUUUACUUCAGGGUCGGAACUCAACCGCUGAACCCGAGCAUGAUGCUACCGGCCUGGAUCCACAUCGAACCACCUGUACAGGUAACACACACUGGCUCCACAUCGAACUGGCUUACAGGUGUGUGUGUCACCCAUCCCGGUAACUGUUGCAUCAUGUCUCUGCAGCCAAUAGGAGUGCAGCUGGUCAGUAUUCAGACGAGUCCUAACGAUCGUCUCCUCUGGGCUCUGGACAACAGAGGAACCGUCUUUGUCAGAACCGGACUCAGUGAUGAGAUGCCUGUAGGGACGGACUGGGAGCUGGUACCAGGACUGGCAGUGAGUCAGCUGGUCCUCAGCUGUCGGACCGUUUGGGUUCGGUGUGUUAACGGAGAUUUGGCUCGACGUUACGGCAUCUCUGACCGAAACCCUGCGGGGGAUUAUUGGAAGAAGAUCCCCGGAAACGCCAACUGGUUAACUGUGACUCCAGAGGAUGAGUUGUGGGCAGUGACUCUGAUUGGUGGAUUGUCCCGUCGCCUGACAAAGCUCCUCCCACAGACUUGCUGUAAACCCACCUCCUUAGGCCCCGCCCUCAGUGGGGACGACAUUGAUGAAGAAUGGGAGCUCAUCUGACCUGUGACAUCACUGUGAUGUCACCUCUGGCUGGUUGGUCGGUGGGACGAUGUGAUGUCACAAUGACAUCAGUUCCUAUGACUUUAAAGUUUAAACAAGAUGGCUGCCACACAGAGACCAGGUGGCUGCUGGGAAAUGAAGUGAACUGAGUUUUAGUCUUUUAUUUUAACAGGAAGCACUUUAAUCUCCGGGGGGCGGGGCUUUUCAGUCUGGAUAUUCUGAGCAUGAGGACAUUAAAGGGACAUUUCACUACAACAUUUCACUCCACUUCAGUAUGGUUAGACUGGUCCUUACUGGUUCACAUUGGUUUAUUUCAGUUGUGGUUAUAUUGUGUGUGAGGCCAUUAAAAGUGUGUGUUGGGGGGGGGGGGGCUUAGUUUUAAUCUGGUUUCAUGCUUUUAUCGACUGCAGCUUCUGCUUUGAUUUUUCUCUCACAUCUUUGAUCUGAGGACUUUCUGUCCGCUCAGCAGAGAUCAGUCUGGUUUAAACUGGUUUCCACACUGAUCCUCUGGCUCUGUUACUGGGCCCAAACUGGAUCAGACUGGAUCAUCAGACUCAGAGGGACAACAUGCUGAAGAAAUGUGUUGCCUUACGUUACUGCUGUCUGAUUGAAGUUGCUGUUUUUCCUCCAGUGGGUAAUGUUGCCCACCUGUCUGUUCAUCUCGGUUUCCAUGGUAACAGCAGGAGUCCCACUCACUAGGACUGAUUCAUUAAAACAUGUAAAAAUGUAAAUGUAAUAAAUGUUUGUCUGUUGAACUAGGAAAAGUUUGAACGUUCGCCUGAAGGAAGAUCCAGAAUAAAACCUGGACUCUGAUGGAUGGUUGUGGACCCUGGAUGAGUCCCUCUUUUCCCACAGCAUUGCCAUGGAAACCUGAGCAGGUGUGAUUAUGUUGUGAUGUCAUCCUUCUAUCCGCUGAUUGGCUUGAUGUUCUGCAGCUGACCAAUAAGAAUUCAGUGUGACCUCACCUGUUGUGCGAAGUCAUUCAUUAGCUUAAUAAACAUGUUUAAA